CCAGAUUUCUGAGUCCCCUGAAUAUGCUUAUUGGUGGUACUGUGGUGGUGCUGGUGUUCAUGGGGUUUGUGUGGGUAUCACACAACAAGGAUAUCCUCCGCAAGCUGAAGAAGCAGUACCCAACUUCAUUUGUAGUGGUCAUCAUGCUAUCUAGCUACUUCUUGAUCUCCUACCUGGGAGAUGUCAUGGUGUUCAUGUUUGGGAUCACUCUUCCUCUCCUCUUGAUGUUUGUCCAUGCUUCUCUGAGGCUCCGGAACAUUAAGAACAAGCUGGAGAACAAGAUGGAAGGAAUAGGCUUGAAGAAGACCCCGAUGGGCAUCAUACUGGAUGCUCUAGAACAGCAGGAGGAUAGUAUCAACAAACUGGCUGACUACAUAUCUAAAGCAAAAGAGUAAGCAGCUGCAACGUGGCAUUUUUACCUGUUGCAGGAGUGUAGUUGCUAUUUACUAUUGUUCAAGCUUGCUUUCAGUUUGUGUACAAAACAGGAAAUGCACGUGGUACAGAUUAAUAAUUGCAGGAUACAGGUAUUCCAAUGUCUUCAGGGCUCCUCUAAGAACAUAGAAGCAGCAGUCUUUUUCUAUUGUAUAGCAAAAUGUUCUGGUGUUUACACAAAUACAUACUAACUUAAAAGCAUUUGCUUGUCUCUUCUUCUGGGGGAUAGAGGAGGAAGAGAUGGAAACCUAUGGAAUGCAGUCUUUCCAACUGUCUUGUAGCAAAUUUGUCUGUUAAAAGUAACACCCCUUCCACCUCAGAUCUACAAGAUGGCAGUUUAGGCAGUUUUUGCUGGGUACCACCUUCAGGCUGGCGAUGCUCAAAGUGAGCUGGAGUGUCAUAAGUAGGUCUUUUGCAUCCUCCAAAUCCCUCACUUGAGUGGUCUGUAUU
Messenger RNA from Nestor notabilis (Kea), 882 nucleotides. It is a transcript of the gene ARL6IP5, whose product is annotated as ADP-ribosylation factor-like 6 interacting protein 5. The record is from RefSeq and is a predicted model, not a curated record. The transcript is spliced from 2 exons. The coding region runs from base 24 to 395 and encodes 123 amino acids. NCBI's taxonomy places the organism in Eukaryota, Metazoa, Chordata, Aves, Psittaciformes, Psittacidae. Gene Ontology annotation, cellular component: membrane. Gene Ontology annotation, biological process: negative regulation of transport.